Messenger RNA from Clarias gariepinus (North African catfish), 1374 nucleotides. RefSeq names its product phosphatase, orphan 2 (gene phospho2). Gene Ontology annotation, molecular function: phosphatase activity. The record is from RefSeq and is a predicted model, not a curated record. The coding region runs from base 92 to 835 and encodes 247 amino acids. The transcript has 2 exons. Lineage: Eukaryota; Metazoa; Chordata; Actinopteri; Siluriformes; Clariidae.
GCCAAUCAAAAACAGGCAUGCUGUAAAAUCAUGACUUCCGUUUUUGCCGUAAUAGAUUUUGCAGAAUUAAACUGUACACCAGUUGAACACGAUGAAGAAGAAGACAUUAAUGGUGUUUGAUUUUGAUCACACGCUGGUGGACAGGAACAGUGACUUGUGGGUGAUCCAGUGCACACCUGAGCAGAGUUUACCUGCCUGGCUCAAGAAUUCCUACCAGAGAGGACGCUGGACCGAGUACAUGGGUCGAGUGUUUAGCUACAUCGCAGAGCAAUCUGUGGGUCCGGACACCAUCCGGGAGAUGAUGCAGACGAUCCCGUUCACGCAAGGAAUGAUCGAGCUGAUGGAAUUUAUCGGUCAGAACAAGAGCGACAUUGAUUGCAUUAUUGUCUCUGAUUCCAACACUUUGUUUAUAGAAUGGAUUUUAGAAGCUGGUGGUGUGACAGGUGCUGUUGACAGAAUCUUCUCAAAUCCGGCCAGUAUUGACCACCGUGGCUGCAUCGAGAUCGAGUGCUUUCAUUCUCACGCCUGUGAGGACUGUCCGGUUAACAUGUGCAAGCAGAAAGUGUUAACUGAUUUUAAGGACAAGCAGGCAGACACCGGGGUACACUACCAGACUGUGUGUUAUGUUGGAGAUGGAACAAAUGAUUACUGUCCUGUUAAGGUUUUAAACGAACAGGACUUUGUGAUGCCACGUAAAGGAUACAGCCUUGAAAAACUGCUGGUCAAAAGCAAGCAUGAAGGCAACACCCCUAAGGCACAAGUGAUACCCUGGAGCAAUGGGACUGAAAUCCUAAACCAGCUGCAAGUCAUCCACAAACAACCUAAGCUAUUUUAAAACACUAGUGAGGGGCUGUUAUAAAACACAGCAACAAAACAAGCUCACAUUUUAUAGCAUACGGGUCCUUAAAAUAAACUGAUAGUCAAACGAAUAAGGUCUGUUUACAGUAACAUAAACAUUUGCAUGCAAUUUUACAGUACUUUUGUACUUGAUCCAUUUUGCACUUUUAAUUGCAGAGUAGUGAAUUGUUGCUUGAUGAUGUAUUUUUCUUGAAUUUGAUUGCUCAGGGCAACACAGUGGUAUAGUGAUUAACACUGUGGUUUUGCACCUCCAGGGUCAAUAGUUUGAGUCCCACCUUUGGGUCUGUCUGUGUGGAGUUUGAAUUUUCCUUUCAUGCUUGGUGAAGUAGGCUCCAGGCCUCUUGUGACCCUGUACAGAAUAAACAGUAUAGAAACCGAGAGUUUAAGAGGGAUUGCACAGAUGGUGUUGGUUGAUUUAUUAUAACGUCACAGGUUUUGAAUCAUUGCAUUGUAUGUGAUAUAAAAGCUUAAGUACAUCAUAAUUAUGUGAAAAAAUUAAUAAAAAGUGUUCAUUGA